CGCGCGCGGAAGAGAAAGCGAGUGUGCGCGGGCGCCCGGGCGCCCGCGAUCACGGGAGGAGGCUCCGAGCGAGUGGGUCCUGGCGGCGCAGCCCGCUCCUCCGCGCCCUAUGUGAGGGAAUCAGGGAGGCCAGCGGCGCGCAGGGAAGGGCGAUGCAUGUGCUCGGGCCGGGGGUUGCUGCAGCCGCCCGAGGAAGAGGAGGACGGCGGCGGCGGCGAGGAGCAGAGCGCGGGGCUCGCGGCGGCGAGCCCGGGCCGAGGGGAUACAGCGGACUGUGUGUGUCUGGCUGUAGCGGACGCGAGGCGGCGAGGAGGCGCGGGAGACCCGCGAAAGGGACGACGAGGCGGCGGCGGCGGAGACUGCAGCCCUGAAAUGCAUUUUCUCCUCCAGCGGCCAUGUUAACCAGGAAACCUUCGGCCGCCGCUCCCGCCGCCUACCCGACGGGCCAAGGAGGGGACAGCGCCAUUCAUCAGCUUCAGUCUUCCCCCGGGGCUCGGCGCGGGGCCCCUCGGACCGGAGUGGGGACCGGCCCGCCCUCCCCCAUCGCCCUGCCGCCUCUCCGGGCCAGCAACGCUGCCGCCGCAGCCCACACGGUAAGAGAAACUGACAUUCAGAACAGUUGCAUAAUUGACUCAGGGCUCCUCGUUUGGAAAUACCAGAGACAGGGCUUGAAUACAUACAUCCCUGUGGAAUACCAGUGCUGCAAAGACUCGAACUGACUCCUGCUCAACUCAAAUCGUGCCAAAUCACAGUUCAACCCAGAACUGGGGGGUCAUCUCAUGGAAUUCCCAUCCGACAGAGGAUCGGCUGGGACUUAAGGAGACCCCCUCAUGUCUCUAUUCAUUUCUCAAAGGGAAGAUGUGGCCAUUUAAAGGAGAAAGAUCUGGACUUGGCUCUCUUCCUUUUACCAGCCAAGACUGCUCACUCUUCCCCAAGUCUGUUGCCCCUUACUGAGGGGCUGACUCAGAACCCCAACCCUUAGCACAGAGAGGCAGCCACAGCUGGGCCCUGGCCCAGGCCAGCCUUUGUGCCCCACCCUUCAUGCCUGUCUUGGGAACAGUCACCAUCAGCAGACCCCCCACCAUUGCGGGGAGGGUUUAUUGAGCUAUUGCUGGCCUGGCUUGCCCUUAUCAUUCAUGCCUUGCAUCCAAGCCCUGGCCCCAGAUCUGGCAAGAGAGGUCUGGUUUCCAGUUUGAAUGUAGUCUCAUGCUGGUUAGCCCCACUUUCUGGGGAAGCCAUUGACAGUGGCCAGUGAAGACCAUUUCCUGGGCAUUUCUUAUUUCCUUUGUGUUUUUUUUCUCUUCUCUGUCCUCACUGCCUUCCUUGUAUUUGUAAAAAUGCAGAUUCCUAGGCCCCACUCUGAGAGGGUCUGAUUCAGCGAAUGUGGGUUAUCUGUAUUUGGAAGAGCCCCUGGGAGAUCCCAAUGCAGAUGGUCCAGGAACUGAACUUUGGAAGGUUUUGACCUACACGACAAGGUCCAAACUCCUUCGUAUGUAUCUUUGUCUGCUUGGGCUGCCAAAGCUGGGUGGCUUAAA
Molecule: messenger RNA, 1535 nt
Organism: Manis pentadactyla (Chinese pangolin)
Lineage: Eukaryota; Metazoa; Chordata; Mammalia; Pholidota; Manidae
Product: dual specificity tyrosine-phosphorylation-regulated kinase 2-like
Exons: 3
Coding region: 396-719 (107 amino acids)
Source: RefSeq, a predicted model, not a curated record